AUGAAAACUAAUGUUAAAGUUGGUGGAUUCAAUUAUAAUUUAGUUAAUUCAGACAUGAAAUUAAUUGUUAAUAAUAAAAAACUUAUUAUUGGAAUUGGUUUCAAUCAUACAAGAAGUGGUACUUCUGAUGGAUUAACAACUGUUGGAUUUGCUGCUAAUACAACCAAAGAUUCUCCGCAUUCUUGGGCUGUUCCCGUCAACUUGUGGCGGAUGCUUUGGAAACCGAAAAUCCUGUUAUCGGUAAAAAAAGGGCAUCGUUGUAGAAAUCGACGGAAGUACAGCAGGGGACACCGGAUCUAA
This is a messenger RNA of Strongyloides ratti, 300 nucleotides long. RefSeq names its product Stem cell self-renewal protein Piwi domain-containing protein. The record is from RefSeq and is a predicted model, not a curated record. The transcript has a single exon. Lineage: Eukaryota; Metazoa; Nematoda; Chromadorea; Rhabditida; Strongyloididae. The coding region runs from base 1 to 300 and encodes 99 amino acids. Gene Ontology annotation, molecular function: nucleic acid binding.